UCCACUACCCCCCACAACAACCAUUACACCGACAACAACCCCUACCACUACCCCCACAACAACCCCUUCCACUACACCCACAACAACCCCUUCCACUACCCCCACAACAACCCCUUCCACUACCCCCACAACAACCCCUACCACUACCCCAACGACAACCCCUAUCAUUACCCCAACGACAACCCCUACCACUACCAAUACCCCUACCACCUCCACAACCCCUACCACAUUAUGUUUUUGCACAUACAAAAAUCUACAUUUCCCUGCCGGUUCCUUGAUAUAUAAUGAGACUGACGGGGCAGGCUGGUGUUUCACCUCCUACUGUAACUCAAGUUGUAUUGUUGAGAAACAAGCCAGACCAUGUCCCUCUACGACCCCAGCUACAGUCAGCACUGUCUCAACUACAGUCAGCACUGUCUCAGCAACAACAGAAGCUACACAUUCUACACCAUCUACAUUGUCCCCGACUACACCUUACAUGGGCUGUGAAUAUGCCAUUCCACCAAGAAAGGAUGGAGAGACUUGGAAGACAGGCAACUGCACUACUCAAACUUGCCACAGCGGUGAAAUUACCACAAAGUAUGUGGUCUGUGAGUCUGCAGAAAAGCCUGUGUGUGAAAAUGGAUAUCCACCAGCUAAAGUCUAUGACGAAUCAGGUUGCUGCUAUCACUACGAAUGUGAAUGUAUAUGCUAUGGAUGGGGAGACCCUCACUACGUCACAUUUGAUGGCCAGUAUUACAGUUUCCAGGAAAACUGCACCUACGUUUUGAUGAAAGAAAUAGUUCCUCGACAGAACUUCAGUGUCAACAUCGACAACUAUAACUGCGAUCCGUCUGGACAUGCGACCUGCCCUCAGUCUCUGAUUGUCUAUUACAAGUCCUAUAAAAUCGUUCUUACUCCGAAGAGAUUAAACGUGACAACAAAUAUGGUUUACAUCAAUGGAAAUCAGAUCUUCCCGACCUAUUCUAAUGAAGACCUCAUGAUCACCAGCACUGGCGUAGAGUUACUGUUGAAGAUCCCUGCCAUUAAAGCAACAGUGAUAUUUAAGUCCCUUAUGUUCAGUGUAACCCUGCCAAACUCCCUAUUCCACAACAACACAGAGGGGCAGUGUGGUACCUGUGACAAUAACAGGAAAAACGAUUGCAGACUACCGAAUGGACAGAUUGAUCCAUCAUGUCCUGGGAUGGCUCAUAAAUGGAAGAUUGAUGAUGAUAAAAAACCCUACUGUGAUCUGAAAUCCCCUACCCCACCUACCCCUACGCCUAUGCCUCCACCCUGCCCGUCAAGAAAGACAUCAAUCUGUGACAUCAUUCUUAGCCCGGUCUUUAAGCAAUGCCAUGAUGUUAUCCCACCACAACCCUUCUUCGAGGCCUGUAAGUUUGAUGUUUGCCUCAUGCCAAAUAUCUCAAUCGGCUGCUCCAGCCUGGAAGCCUACGCCGUGAGGUGUGCAGCAGCUGAAGUCUGUAUCGACUGGAGGAACUCAACUAAUGGAAAAUGUGAACUGACAUGCCCUAAGACCAAAGUGUAUAAGGCAUGUGGCUCUACUAUCCAGCCAACAUGCAAUUCAAGAUACAAUGAAAAAUAUGUGCAUUCAUGUCAGGGAGCACAAAUGACCCGUGACUUUGUAUGUGACUCAUUCAUGGAGGGCUGUUUCUGCCCUGAGGGUACCGUCUUGUUCAACACAUUCUCUGACACCUGUGUUCGUGACUGUGGAUGUACUGGACCUGAUGGAAAACCCAAACAGUUUGGUGAGACUUGGAACAGUAACUGCCAGAAGUGCACGUGUAAUGCUGACACACUGAGUGUCCAGUGUGAACCAGUGAAAUGUCCGCCCCAAGAAAUUGUUACCUGUAAGAAGUACGGUGAGGUGUUGGUCAACGAGACGGUGGACUGCUGUCAGAUAAAUAAAUGCGUACCCAAACCUGUUUGUGUCUACAAUAAUACUGAAUACAUGCUUGGUGAAAAUGUUCCCAGCGGCACCUGUGAGGAGUGCAAGUGUGGCCCUAAUAAGGAUCCAGUUUCCAAGCUGUAUGUUGUAGACUGUGUCCAAAUCAACUGUUCCACCACCUGCCAAACGGGUUAUGAGUAUGAAGUCGUACCUGAGAAAUGUUGUGGAACGUGUGUCCAGAAGGACUGUGUUGUAGUUCUCCCAGAUGCCACAUCUCACAUCAUUCAGCUUGGGAAGUUUUGGUCGCCCCCUAGUGACCGCUGUGUGAAGUAUGACUGCUCAAAAACAAACAAACAGCUCAUCGUUGUGAAAUCCAAAUUGGAAUGCCCAGUGUUCCGUCCAGAGGACUGCGUCCCUGGAACUGAGAAAACUGAUGCAAAUGGAUGUUGCACAACCUGCACUUUACGCAGUCACUGUGAUGUGAAGAACACCACUACCUACCUCGAGGUGAAUAACUGCACGUCUACUGUGCCGGUGGAAAUCUCAGCCUGCGGGGGAUCCUGUGGAACGUCUUCUAUGUACUCUGCAGAGAAAAACACCUUGAUGCACUCCUGCUCCUGCUGUCAGGAGAUGUCUACCAGUGAGAGGAAGGUGGAGAUGCUCUGCCCUGACGGGAAGAAGAUCAUGCAGAACUACAUUUACAUUGAUAAGUGCGGCUGCCAUGACUCUGAGUGUGACAAGAAGAACCACGUAGAUUAGGCCUUGAAGAAUUAAGUCUUUUGAAAUGUUCUUAUUUACAUUAACUGCAUGGAAUAUUAAAUACUUUUAUCUAAAGGGGAAACCAAUAGGGGCUGUCUAAUUAUCAUAUAGGCUACUUUCAUGAACUGUAUGUCCUUUCUCUCUACACUAUCAUAGACAUUAUGCAAACGUAUUAAACUGAUGAAGAAGCAUGAA
This is a messenger RNA of Salmo salar (Atlantic salmon), 2842 nucleotides long. RefSeq names its product intestinal mucin-like protein. Gene Ontology annotation, molecular function: protein binding. Lineage: Eukaryota; Metazoa; Chordata; Actinopteri; Salmoniformes; Salmonidae. The record is from RefSeq and is a predicted model, not a curated record. Gene Ontology annotation, cellular component: extracellular matrix.